AAGCUGGAUAUUCGUGCAUAAACGGGCAGUACGGGCACCUUAAUGCUUGAUGUCCGCGGUACAUGGAAGAUUGUACGUAAAUUGUGUUUUUGAUGCACGGUUAGUGGACGGUGCUCUUCUUGGAUGAGUUUUUGAAUAUGUUAGUGGACUAUGGAACUGUAGGGUACUAUCCGACCAAGAUCUUCAAGACUAGAUAUCUGCGCAGUUUACCUAGGAUACAGGAGAAUGAACAUAAAGGUAUGUAGUGGCACAAACUUGUAUCUACUGAUAAACCUUUUAAGGAUUCAAAUCUAUUCCAAAACAUCUGUGAUAAAGUUGCACACGCCGUCACUGUACAACGCGCCUGGAUAAAGGCCAAAAGUAACCAUGUAUCGCAUAUCUUAAGGCCGUAACGUUAGAUUAAGCUGAGAUAAAUAGUCAAAUUGUUAAUAUUUAAACAUGCAUUAUCAAUAACCAAACUAAUAAAACAACAGUUUUUUUGUCC
Molecule: messenger RNA, 484 nt
Organism: Acanthoscelides obtectus
Lineage: Eukaryota; Metazoa; Arthropoda; Insecta; Coleoptera; Chrysomelidae
Source: the annotation of a GenBank genome assembly